Penicillium pulvis is the source of this 423-nucleotide messenger RNA. RefSeq lists its product as uncharacterized. Lineage: Eukaryota; Fungi; Ascomycota; Eurotiomycetes; Eurotiales; Aspergillaceae. The coding region runs from base 1 to 423 and encodes 140 amino acids. The record is from RefSeq and is a predicted model, not a curated record. The transcript is spliced from 2 exons.
AUGGCUUCGACCUCACCCGCAUUUAACAAUGCCCGUAUCCGAAACCACGAGGACAAGGUAUUGCUGACGCGCAUUACUGAGUACUUCGAAGCUUUCGCCAAUGCCGAUGCCACGAAAAUGGAUAAUAUGGUGGCUGAUGAUUAUCACAUGUCCGAUAUCCCCCUCGGUAUUGUGAGGUCACCUAAAGAGACUUGGUUCCAACAGAACAAGGGAUUUGGCGGUCUUAUGAAGGAUAUCUCAGUUGAGGCCAUUUCGCUCCACGGCAGUUCCGAGCCCGGCUCGUGUGCGGUCUUGGAAAGCGUGACACGGUUCACAUUGAAAAUUGAUCCCCCCGAGGCAGCCAAGCCUAACCUUCCCCCCUGGAAUCAAGGCGGGCGAAUCCUCGGGUAUGAUCAUGCUAUCGGCGAUUUGGUGGGAUGGUGA